AUGCCGAGCCCAACAAAGAAGCGGAAGCUUAACGACCAAUCCUCAUCCGCAACACCGUCGAGGGGUCUAGAGUACUUCUUCUCAAAACAAAGACAAAAUGGCAACUCAAAGCCAACGGAGACUGGAAAAGAAACACCGGAAGCCACAGUAAAUGGUACUGGAUCAAAUAGCGAGCAUUCUGUAUUGACAGAUGAGGAGCUGGCAAGGAAACUUCAAGCAGAGUGGGAUGCCGAAGUGCAGAAUGAGAGGGCUGCCUCAACACCAUGCCCUGAGCCUGCAAAAGACCCGACCCCGCAGGUUAGGGAAGAAGAAGAUGCGCCAGAAUCUGCUGUUGAACUCUCAAAACCAAUUUCCAUUCUUCCACAGGCUCCAAAGAACACUUUGUCGUUGUCUUCGGUAGCUAACGCCGAAGAUACCGUAUCAACGACUAUUCCAUUGGAUCAAAGCCCUCUGACCUUUGACCCAUCAGAGUUCAUUCCUCAACUCAAAGAGCACUGGGAUACAGAUGGUGGGCAUGCUUCGUAUGCCUUCUUGACUAGAUGCUUUGUCCUUGUGAAUGGUACGCAAAGCCGAAUCAAGAUUGUAGAUACCCUCGUCAACUGCAUCAGAGUCUUGAUCGAGGCAGAUCCAGAUAGUCUGCUACCAGCUGUGUGGCUUGCCACAAAUGCUAUCUCGCCUCCUUAUAUUUCUUUAGAGCUUGGCCUGGGCGGGUCAGCAAUAUCCAAGGCACUUAAACAAGUCUGCGGUUUAGACAGUCGAGCUUUGAAAACUAUAUACGACAAGUAUGGCGAUGCCGGCGAUGUAGCUUUCGAGGCAAAGAAGAAGCAGAGCUUCACUUUGCGCAAACCAAAACCGCUCACGAUCAAGGCCGUCUAUCAAUCUCUGGUCAAAAUCGCCAACAGUCAAGGCCAGGGUAGUGGGGAAGCCAAGCAGAGGAUAGUUGACCGGCUUCUGCAAGAUGCUAGGGGCGGCGAAGAAAGUAGAUAUAUCGUGCGGACGCUAUGCCAGCAUUUGCGUAUCGGCGCAGUGAAAACCACUAUGUUGAUCGCGCUCUCAAGAGCGUUUAUGCUUUCGCGUCCACCAGGAGCUGACUUCCCCUUGCGAUCUGUGAAGGAUCUGCAAAGGCUGAAGAAAGAGGAGCUGGCUGAGGUGUGGAGUAGGCCAGAAGAAAUAGUGAAGGCCUGCUUUGCCCGACGGCCAAACUACAAUGACCUUGUGCCGGUUUUGUUAGAAAUUGGCGUUUGCGACGAGUUACUCCUACGUUGCGGGCUGACUCUACACAUUCCGCUGAGGCCCAUGCUGGGUAGCAUCACCCGCGACCUCUCCGAAAUGCUCACUAAACUUCAGGGAAGAGACUUUGCAUGCGAGUUCAAAUACGAUGGCCAGCGCGCCCAAAUUCACUGCGACGAUAAGGGCAAAGUGACUAUAUUUUCUCGGCAUUUGGAACUUAUGACCGACAAAUAUCCGGAUUUGGUGGCACUAAUGCCGAAGAUCCGUGGUGAAGGGGUAGAAAGCUUCAUUAUGGAAGGCGAAGUAGUUGCGGUGGAUAGAGAGACUGGAGAGAUGAAGAACUUCCAGACUUUGACCAACCGCGCCCGUAAAGAUGUUGCACUUGGCAGCAUUCAGGUUGAUGUCUGCAUGUUUGCAUUCGAUCUUAUGUUCCUGAAUGGCCAGCCUCUUCUGGACAGAUCCUUCAGAGAAAGACGCGAGCUCCUGCGCUCGAUGUUUACUGAAGUUCCCCACCAGUUCACCUGGGUUAGAAGUCUGGACGCAACAUCACAAGAUGCCGAUGCUGUGCUGGACUUCUUCAAACAGGCAACGGAUAUCAAGUGCGAAGGCAUCAUGGUCAAGAUUCUAGACAAUCUGACCGAUGUCCCAUACCAGGGUGAUGACACAGCCGAAGCCGAAAUAGACAUCGCCGAAGAACCAAGGACGCCUUCCAAGUCGAAAAGGGGUAAAUCCGGCAAAGAUGAAGAAGCAGGUCCCAAGAAGAAAGGUCGUCGCAAGCCCCUCCUCGCUACAUAUGAGCCCGACAAACGUCUCGACUCAUGGCUUAAGGUCAAAAAGGAUUACAGCUCAAGCUUCGAUACACUUGACAUGAUCCCAGUAGCAGGCUGGCACGGUCAAGGCCGCAAAGCUAAAUGGUGGUCACCAAUUCUUAUGGCCGUCCGAAACGAGGACAGCGGGUCCCUCGAAGUCGUCUGCAAAUGUAUGUCCGGUUUUACAGAUGCAUUCUACAAGGCCAAUAGAGAUUUUUACGACGACGGAGAGACUACGGGCGAGCGGAGGAACACGCGAACAACGAAGCCUGCUUUCGUCGAGUACUCCGGGCCGGAACCUGAUGUAUGGUUCGAGGCACAGGAAGUGUGGGAAAUGGCAUUUGCGGACAUCACACUGAGCCCAACUUAUACUGCUGCCAUUGGACUGGUGAGCGAGGAUCGUGGCCUGAGUUUGCGGUUUCCGAGGUUCUUGAAGAAGCGUGAGGACAAAAGUCUUGAUGAGGCAAGCACAAAUGAGUUUCUUGCUGGGCUAUGGAGAAAGCAAGAAGCGAAGACGCCGUCGAAGGAGGGUACGGUUGAUGAUGUUAAUGAGUAUGAGGAGUGA
Colletotrichum truncatum is the source of this 2604-nucleotide messenger RNA. Its product is annotated as DNA ligase. Gene Ontology annotation, biological process: lagging strand elongation; DNA repair; DNA recombination. The record is from RefSeq and is a predicted model, not a curated record. NCBI's taxonomy places the organism in Eukaryota, Fungi, Ascomycota, Sordariomycetes, Glomerellales, Glomerellaceae. Gene Ontology annotation, molecular function: DNA ligase (ATP) activity; ATP binding; DNA binding. Gene Ontology annotation, cellular component: nucleus.